Messenger RNA from Paramecium octaurelia, 1155 nucleotides. The record is from the annotation of a GenBank genome assembly. NCBI's taxonomy places the organism in Eukaryota, Ciliophora, Oligohymenophorea, Peniculida, Parameciidae.
AUGAACGACGAAAGAAUCAGAAUAUGUGAAUUUAAUGAUAAAUGUUAAAUUUAAAAUUGUAAGAAUUUGCAUAGCUUUGACUAAGGGUUCUUUUAUAAGGUGUAAUUGGAAAAAGCAAAGCAUUAAAUUGUAUAUUGAUUUGAAUAUUAAGAAAUGUAAUAAAAACUGCGAAAACUUUAAUACUUGUUUGGAUGUGCAUAAGAAUGAAAGGCUAAUCAUUUAAUGUUAAAAGAAUUGCGAUGAUUCAGACUGCAUUUUCACUCAUGAGACGAAUAUCCAUCAAAAUGAAGAAAGCUUAUAAAAUGCAAAUCGAUAUAAAGAAUAGGGAAAUGAGUUAUAUAAAAAAGGAGAAUACGAGAAUGCAAUAUCUGCUUUUGAUCAGGCUAUUGUAAUACAAAUAAUAAUUAUAUUCAGAAACACAAUAACUAAAUGUCUGUACUCUUUUCAAAUAAGGCAUUAUGUUAUAAGAAAUUGCAAAUUUGGAAAUACGUCAAAGAUCUAUCCAUCUAUGCCUUAAAACUAGAUGAAAAUAAUUAUAGAGCAAAAUAUUUAGAAGCCAUUUCCACAGUAGAACUUAUAAAAUAAAAGCCAACAUCAUCGAUACUAGAUGUCUUGAGAAACCAACUAUAAACCCUUUAAUUCAGUAUAUUUUACUCUCCUAUUAUAGUUGAAAUAUAGGCCUUAAGUAGAUAGGUAUAUUCCUUAAUGAAUCUAAGCAAUGAGAAAAAUAAAAUUGAAUUCCUCAUUGAACAAAUGAAAAAGUCAGAAGCGGAUCUAAAAUUGUUGAAAUAUGUAGAGAAUUCAGAAUUGCCAUAUGAAUAAAAAGAGAAUCUUGUGUAAUUCCUAUGGUCCAAAAUUUUACAAGAGCAAACUAUUUUAUAAACUUUAGGACAUGAGGAUGAUAUGCCUCAGUAUUUAACUUGUCCAAUCACAUUUGAAGGUUUUAGUGAUCCUGUGUUAACUGAUAGCGGAUAAACUUAUGAAAGAUUAGUUCUUGAGAAUCAUACAAAAAAAAAUGGUUAUUUUGAUCCUUGCACUAGAAAGCCAUUGAAGCAUUAUUAUAUAUCUAACUUGUAAAUACUAUGGGCUAUCCAAACCUUUUAAAAGAAGAAACAACUUCAUCUGUAAACAAUAGAAGCCAUUUCAUUUGAAUGA